UUAUAAAAACCUCAACCCCUUGUGGAAUGAGACCUUUUCUUUACCUGUGAAGGAUCUGAAUCAGAAGCUGUACAUCAAGGUAUAUGACCGUGACUUGACAUCUGAUGACUUCAUGGGUUCUGCCAGUGUCCUCCUGAGUGAUGUGGAGAUUGACAAAGUCAACGAACUGUGCUUAGCCUUGGAUGACCCAAACAGCCUGGAAGAGGACAUGGGCGUCGUGCUGAUGGACAUGAGGCUGUCACUCAGAGAUGGAGAUGGCAAAAGAGGCCAUUCGGCUGGUUCUUCUCAGAGCUUCCGUCUGUCAGAGACACUGAAGAAGAGUCAGCUGUGGACGUCUGUUGUGUUAGUGACUCUGGUCCAGGGUCAGGAUCUGCCACUGGACACUCAGGGAGGUCAGCUCUUUGUUCGCUUCAAACUGGGAGAGCAGAGAUACAAAAGCAAGAACCAUUGCAAAGUGGCCAACCCUCAGUGGAGAGAGAGGUUCACCUUUAAUCAGUUCUUGGACAGUCCAGAAAUCCUGGAGGUGGAGCUCUGGUCCAAGGAAGGGCGACGGACUGAGGAGUGUUUGGGAACGUGUGAGGUGGACUUGUCCAGGAUCCCUUUCGAUCAGAGGCAGCUGUUCACACACACCCUGGACCAGGGCAGAGGGCGCUUGGUCUUCCUGCUCACACUGAAAACAUGCAGCGGCGUCUCCAUCUCUGACCUCUGUGCCGCACCACUUGAUGAGCCUCAAGAACGACAGAACCAGCUGGACAACUAUUGUUUGAAAAAGUCCCUGAAAACCCUCCAUGAUGUUGGUUAUCUUCAAGUCAAAGUUAUCAAGGCUACAGAUCUUCUGGCAGCUGAUUUAAAUGGCAAGAGUGACCCUUUCUGCGUGUUGGAACUAGGGAAUGACAGACUUCAGACCCACACAAUCUAUAAGAACCUUAACCCAGAAUGGAAUAAAGUCUUCACAUUCCCUGUCAAAGACAUUCAUGAUGUUCUGGUGGUGACCAUCUUGGACGACGAUGGAGACAAGGCGCCAGACUUUCUGGGAAAAGUUGCCAUUCCCCUGCUCUCGAUUCGCAGGGGACAACAGGUCACCUUGUCACUGAAGAAGGAAGACCUGGGUGGGCUGUCGAAGGGCAGCAUCACUCUGGAGUUGGAUGUUAUUUUUAACCCUGUCAGAGCAAGUAUAAGAACAUUCCAACCCCGAGAGAGAAGAUUCGUGGAGGAGAAUCCUAAAUUUUCUAAAAAGGCUCUGGCCAGGAACGUGCUGCGUGUUCAGACGAUGUGCAGGGCUAUCAUCUUGACUCUGCAGUACAUUAAAAGCUGCUUCCAGUGGGAGAGUGUUCAGAGGAGCCUGCUAGCUUUCCUGGUGUUUGUGGUGACUGUAUGGUACUGGGAGUUUUACAUGCUGCCCCUCUUCCUGGUUUUACUCAUCUUGAGGAACUACCUCUGGAUCCGCUCAGGCCGGGUCAGCCAGGACCUGGAGAAUGUGGUUUUCGUGGAUGAGGAUGAGGACGAUGAGAAGGAGUCAGAAAGGAAAGGGCUGAUGGACAAAAUCCACAUGGUCCAAGAAACGAUCAUCAUGCUUCAAAACCUGCUGGGCGAGAUUGCCUGCUUUGGGGAGAGGAUUAAAAACACAUUCAACUGGUCUGUGCCGUUCCUGUCCAGCUUGGCUGUCCUGGUCUUUGUCAUUGCAACAGUCCUCACAUACUACAUUCCUCUACGCUACAUAGUUUUAUUGUGGGGCAUCAAUAAAUUCACCAAGAAAUUACGGAACCCGUACAGCAUCGACAACAAUGAAGUGCUUGAUUUUCUGACAAGGGUGCCUUCAGAUGUGCAGAAGGUACAGUACAGUGAGAUGAGAGUCAGUAGGAAGAAGAAGAUCUUGUAGAAUGCAGGAGGACGUGAUGAAAAUGGGACCCAAUGCUGCUGUUUGUGGGCUUUCUAGCUAAGAACUGGUACCAGUGGAUGUGCUGGGGGUCUGCAAAAUCUCACUUUUUCUUGGUUUCAGGAUGUGUGGUGGGUAUGACUCUUAAUUUGCUGUGGUGAUGCACAGCUCUGCACCAGCACUUAAAGACCCCACAACCAAACUCGUCCACGCUGAGGACCCUGCAGAGAUUAUUUUAACACAUUUUACUAAUGUGUCUGUCUGUGGAUUUCAGGAGCAGUUUGUAUUAUCAUUCCCAAAGAUUGUAGAUAUUUUGUUGUAUGUAGUUUAUUUUAGAUAUUUUAGAUUUAUUAUUUUAGAUACUCAAUCAGAAGCUGCUUUAUUUUAUAUUUCUGGUCCCUGUCCUAACCAACUGAAUGUAUAUGUUGGGUAUGCAACAUUUCUGUGUAUAUUCCUCCAUAAUUUGUAUUGACAGAUAUGAAGGCUUCAGUUCCAAAAUGAAAAAAGUAACAAAACUGUGGCUGGAACAAAAGUAAAUCUCAUUAGGGGUAACUUAAAGGGUAGAAGCUGUCCUAAGCAUUUCUUUUACAAAAUAUUUUUAAGUGCGGUUUUAAAUAUUAAUGAUCAAUUUCCAAAUUGAACUUUUCAUAUUUUGAGAUGCAGGAGGAUGUGAUGAAAUGGAAUUGGAUCCAAAUGAUGAUUAAAUCCAAUACCAUUUCAAGAGUUCGUAGCAGAUGUUAUGCAUCAAAUACUUCAUUUCUUAUAUUUACCUUUAAAAAUUGAUGAAGAACUACUGUAUGUGCAUACAGUGCUAAUUGUCCUUCAACAUGAAAAUAUGGAUUUAUGUUUACUUGCCAAGAUGAGUGCCUGCAUUUAGCUUUAGAUUUUCAUUCAUUCUACAUAGAGGAUGCACUGUAAGUGUAACUUUAUCAGUGACUGUCACUGAUGUGGGCUUUGUGUUCUUCAUUUCUAGCAGCAAUAAAUGCACACACAA
Molecule: messenger RNA, 2870 nt
Organism: Monopterus albus (swamp eel)
Lineage: Eukaryota; Metazoa; Chordata; Actinopteri; Synbranchiformes; Synbranchidae
Gene: mctp2b
Product: multiple C2 domains, transmembrane 2b
Exons: 18
Coding region: 113-1879 (588 amino acids)
Biological process (GO): regulation of neurotransmitter secretion
Cellular component (GO): synaptic vesicle membrane
Molecular function (GO): calcium ion binding
Source: RefSeq, a predicted model, not a curated record